CCACUCCUAGACUCCAACGCCGCCGCGCCUGCCUUCCUCUCUUCUCCAUGGACGAUUUGAGCAGCCGCCGCCGCCGCCGGUUUCGCCGGCGCUUGCUGUCGUCGAAAGGGGAGGAAGACUACCUGAGCAAUCUCCCGGACGAGCUUCUCAGCCACAUCCUCUCCUUCCUCCCCACCCUCGACUCCAUCCGCACCUCUGUUCUGGCCCGCAGAUGGCGCCACGUCUGGACUUCCGUCCCCGUCAUCGACUUCUCCUACCUCCAGCUAAAAUCCACCAUGAUCAAGCGCUUCUUCGCUUCCCGCGGCGACAAAUCUGCUUCUCGUCUUCGCCUCUCCGGACUCAGCAAUUUUGACCUAGGAAUCAAAUAUAUCUGUCCCUCGUUCAAUUGUGAUUUCGAUUGUGAAUCCUGCAUGAGCCGUGACAUCCUCGUCUGCACGAUGGUCGACUACGCCAAAUCCCACGACGCCCGACACGUGACUCUCCUCCGGCUCUUCUUUCAGUAUCUCAGCGAUUGUUUUUACGACCAACUGUUCGAUUGGCCGUCGCUCGAAUCCCUGGAUUUGGAAGUCGUCGGCUGUAAGAAUGGCACAUUAUUCAACUUUUCCAAAUCCGUCAUCUCCCUCAGAUUGAGCAAUCUCAAGACACUUUCCCUCUCACUCGGCCAGAAUGCUAUUCAUGACGAGAGUUUAGCGAAACUGCUGUCGGCCUGUCCUGUUUUGGAAGAACUAACAUUGAGUGCAAAAUAUUUCCGAGCCGCACACCGACCCAUUCGAAUAGAAGCUCCAAAUCUUCUCCGAUUGACUCUGAUUCCUACUCCAUCCAAGCUCCAAAUCAACUGCCAGAAACUCGAAUAUCUAAUGCUAAAGCCUGAAGUCAAUUUAACCCACCUGCAUGUCGAAGCACCCUGCUUGACCUCUGUUCGGUUAUACAAUAUUUGGCGCUUUGGAACAUUUGCUCAGACGCUAUGCGAUGUGACUACGGUAGCUGUAACUUUGUCAGAUAAAUGUCUUUCAGACUCGACUCCGAGAUUCUUGGAAAAAUAUAAGGCCGUGGUCCGAGGGUUUCCCAUCUUUCGCAAACUGCUGGAGUUGAAGAUCAAAAUGUAUGUGGCAGAAAAGUUCAGCUUGGACAUCGUAUUUGAUCUUCUUCGAUGCACGCCGAAUCUGCAGUCGCUCGUUUUAACUGAGAGCGAAAAGAGACCGUGUGAUGAUGAGGAUUUCAAUGAGUGGGAGAAGAAUUUUUCAUCAAGAAUCAAUGAACCCUUGGAGCGUCUGGAAAGGGUUUCGUUGAAUAUCAAGAGUGAAAGAAUCCGGUCGGCAAUUCUAAAGAGGCUAUCAGAGACUGUUCCAGUGUGGGAUCGAGUGGCAGUCACCUGCUAAUCUGGAUGAUUUGCUAGUUUCACAAGAAUGUAACUUCACGUACAGCCAUGUGAAGAUCCAUUGUUGUGUGUUCCUUUCUAGCAAAAACGCAUUCUGAAGCCUGUAGAUAGAUAGAUGAACCUUGCAGGCAGCACAUGUAGAUUGAGUCUGACUUGUUGUUACUAGGAUUAGAUUGGCUGCAUUCCAAGUUUGAAAUCAGAACCAGAUGAAACUUAAAAGUCAAUAAACAAAGCAAAUGUGAUUAUUCCAUAACAACCUUUUAUGUGCAAGGUAGGAAGUGAAUAAAUGUGGUAAAAG
This is a messenger RNA of Zingiber officinale, 1676 nucleotides long. RefSeq names its product F-box/LRR-repeat protein 25-like. NCBI's taxonomy places the organism in Eukaryota, Viridiplantae, Streptophyta, Magnoliopsida, Zingiberales, Zingiberaceae. Gene Ontology annotation, molecular function: protein binding. The transcript has 3 exons. The coding region runs from base 48 to 1379 and encodes 443 amino acids. The record is from RefSeq and is a predicted model, not a curated record.